ACCGCCCGUUGGGAUUAGGGGUGUGCGGGCGGCUCGUCCCGCCCCUGCCUCUGAGUGACAGGACCGUGGACAGCAACAUUUCCAGCUAGACACGAAGUUUGUCGGCCUUUGCCUUGGCUGAGCUGAGGUAUUUGAAGUCUAUAUCUCAGAGGGAUGAUCUGAACAUACUCUUCAUUAUAGAGGAAAUAAGAAAAAGCAACCAAGAGCAUUGUUAUUGGUAUCUGGAAUUGAAUUUGCCAGGAAUGCAAGCGCAGCUUCCUCAGUAAAGAUCUUGCCUUUGGAAACAUCUUACCCCUUGGCAGCUCUCCAGAGUUCAGACUUGGCAGCAUCAAGGACACAACACAAGGGGCAAAUAGCAAAUUACUGACAAUAAUCAUUCUCUUUUGGAAAUAUCUUCUAGAGGACCUGAUUCAGAGGGAAAUAACUCAAUCAAAAUUAAUAUAAGAAACAAUAGCUAUCAUUCUGUUGGAUACCUUUGUUAAUUGAGUCUUAGAGUUGUACUGAAGAACAUUGAUCAUAUGGAUGUGUUGCUUUUCAAAUCAGGCAUUUUGGAGAUCAAAGAUGGGUAGAAAAGAUGCCUCUACUAUAAAACUUCCUGUUGAUCAGUACAGAAAGCAAAUUGGUAAACAAGAUUAUAAAAAAACCAAACCUAUUUUACGAGCAACCAAAUUAAAAGCAGAAGCAAAGAAAACAGCAAUAGGGAUAAAGGAAGUUGGCCUCGUACUAGCAGCUAUAUUGGCCCUCCUACUGGCUUUCUAUGCUUUCUUUUAUCUCAGACUGUCCACAGACGUUGACCCUGAUCUGGAACGAGAUGAAGAUUAGCUGAACAGCAAUCAAUGCAUUAAAGGGAAAUAAUUUUAUAAAAGCAUCCCUUGGGACCAACACUUUCUAAAGUACUGAAACUGGAACAUUUUGAAUUCUUUCUGCUGGUAUUUUCAGUUUUGAGAAAUAUCUUUUUAAAUAGCUGCAUAGGAUAUCAAAAAAAGAACCUUACCUAGCAAUGUAGUAUAAUGUAUGCUACUGGAUACUUUUAUAAAUCUUUCUACUUUGACAGGCAACCUAUUCAUGGUGCAUUUAGAUUAAAUGGAAAACAGAUCCUAAAUUCUUCGGAUGUCUUAGCCAAUUUAUGUGUAUAACUCCGUCACUUCAGAUUACUAAAUCUAUUUUUGUUCCGUAUACAUCGUAAGUAAAAGUAUAUAUCCUCAUUUACAGAAACAUUCUCAAAUCACAUUCAGAGCCUAAGAAGGAAUGAAAAGUCAUGGGAAAUUUUUCAUUUUACAAAGAAGCCCUGCUUUCUUUCCAGACAUAUUUUAUAUCAUUAGAGAGACUAUCUGCCAUACAUCUACAGUAAUCUUUUUCCUUCUUUGCCAACUGUUCAGCGCACAUGUGCUCCAUCAGAAAUGGCACCUGGAUGACAGAAGCUCAAAGAGUCACAUAUGUCUGUAAAAUAGAGUUCCUUUCCUCUUGGGCUGUCUGAACUGGUGUAAAUAGAAAGUUCAGUUGAUCUUGAUUUUAAUUAACUUAUUAUUGUAUUAAUAUAAACUUGGAAUUCUAUUUUAAUUAUGUUGUUCAGGCUGCUUGCAGUAUCAGUUUGCCCUUCUUGUUAGGGAGGUAUGUAACAAUUUGUCAUUUACUUGUGCAGUUUUUUUUUUUUUUGUUUUUCCACACAACAGUAACGGAAGUCCUACCUACUCAGAAUAAUUUUCUUGGAUUGCCUCCUAAACCUAAACAAUACAAAGUUGGUUUACAAAAUUACAUUUUGUCUCUUGAGAGUUACUCAAUUAUAACUGUUUUGUGAAAAAUAAAUAAUAGAUGAAAAUACAGGUCUCACAUUACUUGCAUUUCUAAUUUUUUUGUUUAUUUAAGUUUUUAAGAUAUUUUGCAUUUGUUGGAGUAUAACAAUCAAUAUAUUCAAUAUUUUUACCAGUAAUGGAUUUUUUAAAAAUAUUUUUAGAACAUAUGAAUACAUAAGCUUAGAAAAUGGGAAAAUAUGUGUCCACAUCAGAGUUGUUAGCUACUAUCUUAUAUAAAGAAGUAUAAAAAAUUAAUAGUUAGAAACAAAUGCACAAAGUGCUUUAUAUCAUAUACAUUGCAUUUAUGAAGAGCAAAUAAAAUGUAAAGAUUGCUUCCAUAUUUUUCCAGAGAAGAAAGCUUUGAUGAAUACACUCAAUGUUCUGUGAGACUUUUGCAAAUAGUUGAAUAUGACUGUGUAGCUUUAUGUUCUGUAGAAUUUUUCCAAGUAGCAUAAUUUAUUUCAUCAAUGUGAAAACAGCCCAAAGUUCCCGUAUCCUCACAGAUCAUUUAUGCCAAACAUCUGAGGGCAAAAUUUAGCCAGUGUUAUUUACUGGAUUCUACCCCUUGAAAUCACAAACUCAUGAGACAGACCAAGAGUUCUUAUACACUCACCACAGCAGACCAAUCCAAGUGGCAUUUUUAGGAAAGGUUGCAGCAUUUAAUGCCAUGUGGUAUGUCUGUUCGUGAAGUGGGUGGCAAGGGAAUAUCCAAGCUGGCAUUUUGGAUAUGAUGGGCCUUUUCCUUUCCUGAGUGACAUGCCACAUGUCAAGAAAUACUGCUUUUCCCCCACUCCUAUCACAUUUACGUGAACAAUUUUCAUUUAGUUACUUUACCUCCCAUAUGGUGUUAAAAACAGUCAUAUUAAAUAAAGAUUAUUUCUAAUUUCAGUAGUAAUUUAAAUGAGAAGAUAUGUAAUAAUUGUUUAUUAGAUACCUAUCCAAGUGAAAUAUAACAGAAUUUAUAGUAUUUAAAAUAGAUGAGUAUUCUCUUGGAAAUGUCUGAAAAUUCAUUACCCUGAGAAAAAAUAUUACUGUUCCCUUCUGUUCUUGAGGUAUUUCUCUUGAGGAGAAAGGUUGUUUCUGAUAGUAGUAAGUAUUAAUCUAUACAUAGUAUAAUUAUAAGCUAGUUUGAUUACCUCAUUUUAUCAAUACCUUCAGUAUCUGGCUAGUCCAUUUGUGUAAAUAACUUAUGGUGGCUCCAGAGAACCAUAAGUCCCAAAGGUCCAACUCUGAUUUUAAUAAAUUCUGGGUAAACUGAGACAAUAUAUGUUUAUACAACACUGUUUCCAUGAAAUGCAAAUUUUUCAAAUUCACAUUAACUGGGAAGCGGCCUGUAGAGAAAUUCCAGACUGAAAUCUGGUUUGAAUCUUUGAAGCUAGAGAGAUGAUAUCUGGACUACAUUUUCAGGGGACCACACUUCUAAAUAGUGUUUGGCAUAUAUCUAAGACUAGCACCAGACACAAAUUUUAGGCGUGGGUUUUUCUCCUCCAAUAAUUCACUGCUCAGAGUAAUUCAGAAGACAAAAACAGAAAAAGUAUAAUGACUUUUCAGAAUGUUAGAAUUUAUUUGCUAACUAUACUCUGCAGGCUAAAUUUCAGCUAAUGCAGCAGACUUUACAUACAACCUGUGGAAUACUGUGAAUGAAGCUUGAAGAGUUGCUGGUUCUUAUUUUGAAUGCAAAAUAAAUAUUGAUUUAUUGAGAGGAGAUAUUGUAAAACUAUAACCUCAUGCAGGAUUUCUUUUAAAACAAAUGAACAAAAAGCCUAUCAUUGUGCCACUAUAGAGUUUGUUGUUUUAAGGUGACAAGUACUUGAAGAUUUUCUGUCUUUUCAAUUUUUCCAAAAUACUUCUAUCCAAACAAUGAUAGCAAGAUCAUGAAAGUAUGCUCUUAUUCAUUUAUGUAAUUCCAGUAGUGUAGUGAUCUGCACAUAUUUAAUAAGUGCAUGUCAAAAUUUAAGUUAAUUUCUUUUAGUAUUCUCAGAGUCUGGUACAGUUGCUGCAUGUAACAGAUGAUCAAAAAUUAUUUGCGUUUAAUAAAUAAAACUUAGAAAUCACUAUAUUGAUGAACUCAACAUUUAGCAUUUAUGAUCAUUGAAUGUCCUGGGACAAAUAUAUGUUAAAUCCUGUUCCUUUUUAAGAUCAAGACAACUAGUGUUAAAUUUACUGUAGAACAGAAACAUUGCUGUUUUCUGGGUAAUCAAAUAUGUUAUUUUUAUCUUAGUAUUGUUGAAAACCACAUUCAGUGUUUUUAAUUUAACUUAUUAUACAUCCUCACUCCCAACAACAAAAAAAAACACUAAAUUUUCAUUAUUAUGCUUACAUUUAUGUGAAUACUAAAGCACUAUAUUUUCCAUAUUCUAAAAUGAUAUAGUUGGUGAUAAUUCAGUAGAGUAAGUUUUGAUUUAUUUAGAUGGGCUUCAGAAAUAAAAUUUCCAGAAAUUAAACUUAGAGAAUUUUCAUGUAUUUCAUCCCUAAUGUAAGGUUGUUGAGCCAGAGACUAGACUAUCUAAAGUAUGUACACUUACCUUGGGAUUCUCUGGGGAGAUUCCUACCAUUUCAGCCUUAGCGGCACUGCCUUCCUUUAUUAGAAUUGCUCCGAUGUAGCCAGGAUAGAAUGUAUGUUUGCUAGAUUUUGUUUCAUUGACAUCAUAUCAAGAAUCAGUGCAACCCACAGUAAAAAAAAAAAAAAAAAAAAAA
Mustela lutreola (European mink) is the source of this 4490-nucleotide messenger RNA. RefSeq names its product triple QxxK/R motif containing (gene TRIQK). NCBI's taxonomy places the organism in Eukaryota, Metazoa, Chordata, Mammalia, Carnivora, Mustelidae. Gene Ontology annotation, cellular component: endoplasmic reticulum membrane. The coding region runs from base 523 to 822 and encodes 99 amino acids. The transcript has 8 exons. The record is from RefSeq and is a predicted model, not a curated record.